UUUAUCAUCGGGCCCCCUUAAUUUCCAUGCCCAUUAAGAAGGGGAUAGGAAAAUUGUUCCUUAAAUUGGCCUUGAGUGUGGUGUAGCGAAGAAUCAGUUAGCAAACAAAUACAAACUAAGAAGAGAGUAUGUGAAAAGUUGGUCACGCUGCUGUGGGUUGUGACACCACACGGAUUUGACGCUCGUCGCUGUCAACGCUAUGGUGAUUAUAUUACAAAGAAUUUAUUUAACAUCUCAGACUGGGUGAAGUAUCGAAGAAGGCGUCAACCAUUUGGCGACAUCUUUAUCAGAUUUCUCGGUGAAAGUGCAAUGAAAUAAGGUCUUAGAACAAUGAUGAGCGAUCAGUUUCGCAGCAAAGUGGAGCAAUACUCGCCAAAAUCUUCACCAAGAGGUGCCCGUUCUCCUGUCGUUUCGCGGCAGGAUUCAACGGGCACUUUAAAAACAACCAUUUCGCUUGGAAAAAAUCCAUCUAUCGUUCACAGUGGACCGUUUUAUUUGAUGAAAGAACCUCCUGGAGAAAGCGAAUUAACGGGAGCUAGAAAUUUAAUGGCCUAUUAUGGCCUAGAACACUCAUAUAGUAAAUUUAGUGGGAAAAAACUCAAGGAGCAAUUAUCCUCAUUUUUGCCAAAUUUACCCGGUAUUAUCGAUACUCCUGGUGAUCAAGACAAUAGUUCUUUAAGAUCUGUGAUUGAAAAGCCACCGAUCGGUGGUAAAGAACUUCUUCCAUUGACGAGUGUACAGUUAGCUGGUUUUAGAUUACAUCCCGGCCCGUUGCCUGAACAAUACCGUUAUAUAAAUCAAGCUCCACAAAGAAAGCAUAAAAAUAAACAUAAAAGGCAUAAACAUAAACCUGGCGAAGUACCCAGUGGACAAGAGACAACGGUAACUGACAUUGGUGGUGCCGAUACUCACGAAAAGAAACAUAAAAAGCAAAAGCGUCACGAUGAAGAGAAAGAAGCAAGAAAGAAGCGCAAAAAAGAAAAGAAACGGAAAAAGCAAAAACACAGUCCCGAACAUUCUGGAGGAUUGACACCGUCGCAACAUUCAAAUUCGUGAUCGUUAAGUGAUCAUUUCUGUUCAUCAAACAUUGCGUACAAAGAGUCUUCCUCUUUAUCAAAUAUGGCAUUUGUAUAAUUUAUUACAAGAAAAUUA
This is a messenger RNA of Ceratosolen solmsi marchali, 1152 nucleotides long. It is a transcript of the gene MED19, whose product is annotated as mediator complex subunit 19. Gene Ontology annotation, cellular component: mediator complex. Bases 331 to 1056 code for a protein of 241 amino acids. The record is from RefSeq and is a predicted model, not a curated record. Gene Ontology annotation, molecular function: transcription factor binding; transcription coregulator activity. The transcript has 5 exons. Lineage: Eukaryota; Metazoa; Arthropoda; Insecta; Hymenoptera; Agaonidae. Gene Ontology annotation, biological process: positive regulation of transcription by RNA polymerase II.